Messenger RNA from Impatiens glandulifera, 3659 nucleotides. RefSeq names its product protein NLP2-like. Bases 693 to 2621 code for a protein of 642 amino acids. The transcript has 3 exons. Gene Ontology annotation, molecular function: DNA-binding transcription factor activity. The record is from RefSeq and is a predicted model, not a curated record. NCBI's taxonomy places the organism in Eukaryota, Viridiplantae, Streptophyta, Magnoliopsida, Ericales, Balsaminaceae.
AGAGAACCAUACCUGAAACUAUUUCCAUUUACCAUAAUCAUAGCUGCCGGAGAAGAAGAAGAAAGAAGAAUCUAUCGAAACCCUUUUCCGGCAACCCUUUUCCGGCCGGGACCCACAACCGGUGGUUCUUUCCCAGUCCCUAGUUCCCAAGUCCCAACUAAAACCUUCUUCUUCUUCUUUUCUUUGUUCGCCCAUUAUUGAAUGACCCACCAACUGCAAACUACUUUAGAUUACUGCCAGAAUAACCACCGCACAGGAAGAACCUAUUGAUCUUUUUUGGGGGGGGAUCCCUUUUUACUUUUAUGGGUGGGGUUUAGAAAGAGAGUACUGUCUUCAACUCAAAUGGGACUGAACAUGUGGUUUAUGUCCAAUUUCAUUCUAGUGGCUGUCUGAGGAGUGGUAAUUUGUUCUUUCCAUUUUGACUAAAUGCCACCUUAAAUAACAACGACAAACAAAGUCUUCUCAUCCAAAUUGGUUAAGUCAGGGCGGGUGCCUCUUUCAUCAUCUGAAAUGCCCCUCUGAUUCAACUUCCAAAGGUUUACUCUAUUUGAAAUGUAUGUGAAAGCUGUAAGGAUUUUGUUUCUCAAAGCUGACGAGGAAAAGAACCCUUUCUGGAAAUUCCCUUAUCUCUUUUUCAUCUUCAUUCUUUUGCUUUGCUUUGGCUCUUGAUAAUUUCCUUUUUCAUUUCCCUUAUGGAAGAUGGGGCAGCUUUCAAUUCAUUCGAAUCAUCCUUCUGCGUUAAUUCUACGGAAUUUGAUCUCAUGGAUGAACUCUUAUACGGAGGUUAUUUGAUAGAAAUUCCUCACCAACCCACUGAAUCAGAUUUCCCAACCUCAAGUGGUCUCAACAAUCCUUAUUACCUUCCGCCGCCGCCGCCGGAGAACAACUACCUCAACCCAAACACCAGUAGUCAGAAACAAGAAACCAAUCUAGAGGAGGAAAAGCCCGGAACAUCCCAACUAGUAGUAGCCAAGAUGGACGAAUUUCCAGCAAAUCGAUUCCCUGAUCAAGUAUUCGACCCAACUCCAUCCUCUCUAGGUGGAACAGAAGCUUUCACGGCUGUACAAACUGAGACAAACAGAUUAUUAUGGGCUAUACCACCGGCAGGUCCAUCCCCAGUUUCUUCAGUGAUGAAGAGACUAACCCAGGCUAUAGAAUACUUGCGAGAGUCUAUGCAACAUAGAGACGCCUUAAUUCAGAUAUGGGUGCCGGUAAGGAGGGGUAAUGAACAAGUGCUAACCACCAAAAACCAACCAUUCUCCUUCAAUCCUAACUUCAAGAGCCUUGCAGAUUACCGGGAUAUCUCGAAAAGUUUCCAGUUUGCUGCAGAAGAGAAUUCUAAAGAGUUGCUUGGCUUACCCAGUCGAGUUUUCUUUAAGAAAUUGCCUGAAUGGACUCCAAAUGUUAGGCUAUUCAAGAAGGAGGAGUAUCCUCGUCUUAUUCAUGCUAGACAGUAUAAUGUUGGCGGAUCUCUCGCAGUUCCUGUCUUCGAACGAGGCACUGGAACUUGCUUGGGCGUUGUCGAGCUUGUUACCAUUUCUCAACAAGCUGAUUAUUGCCCUGAAAUCGAAAAUGUUUGCAGAGCUCUUGAGGCUGUUGAUUUAAGGAGUCCUAAGAUCUUGGGUCCUCCGAGGGUAAAGGCUUGGCAUGAACCCUACGACGCUGUACUGCUAGAGAUUCGACAAGUUCUAAGGGUCGUUUGUGAUACACACGGUCUACCGCUGGCACAAGCUUGGGCUCCAUGUAUUCAACAAGGAAAAGGCGGGAGCAAACACUCAGAUGAGAACUAUACUUACUGUGUUUCAACUGUUGAUUCUGCUUGUUACGUCCCAAACCCUAGUUUUUCAAUCUUUCACAAGGCUUGUUCAGAACAGCACCUGUUUAAAGGCAAAGGGAUCGUCGGGAGAGCAUUCACCACCAACCAACCUUGUUUCUCCAACGACAUUACUGCCUUCAGCGAAUUGGAGUACCCUGUCGCGCAGAUGGCUAGAAUGUGUGGAUUGCGCGCUGCGGUUGCGAUUCGCCUUAGAUGCAUCCACACUGGAUCUGCUGAUUUUGUGUUGGAGUUCUUCCUACCUUUGGAUUGCACGGAAAAGGAAGAACAGAAGCAGAUGUUGGCCUGGCUGUCUUCUGUCAUUGAAAACGUCGGCCAAACGUUAAGGAUCGUAUCGGACCAGGAGUUGGCCGAAGAGGAAAGUGUGAAUCAAGUUGAAGAGAGUAGCAGUCGUCCUUGGAAGAUGGAACCGUCUUCGAGUACUACUACAUCUUCUUCUUGGAUCGCUGAUAUGAUCGAAACGCAACGUAAAGGUAAAGGAAUUUCCAUAUCUUUGGGAAAUCGAAAGGAGACACCGAAAGAAGAGUUUAAGGUCACAACACAAUGGGAUACCGAUACAGACAACAACAACCUGCAUUGUUUGGGAGCAUUUACACAACAGAACAAUCAAAUCCAUCUUGUUGGAGCAGAUGGCGCUAAUGAAUUCCCAUUGGAUUCUGCAAAAUCAGUCGAAAGGAGGAGGAAGAAGGCGGAGAAGACGAUAAGCUUGCAAGUUCUUCGUCAAUAUUUCGCAGGGAGCCUUAAAGACGCUGCUAAAAAUAUUGGAGGUUCGAUAACUAACUUAUAACUGACACUUAACUUCUAUUUCUUUUUUGAUAAUAAAUGACCAUUAACUAUCUUUGCAGUUUGUCCAACAACCUUAAAAAGGAUAUGCAGACAACACGGAAUCACGAGAUGGCCUUCGAGGAAGAUCAAGAAAGUUGGCCAUUCGUUACGCAAACUCCAACUAGUCAUUGAUUCAGUUCAUCCCGGAGGCCAACUUCAAAUCGGCUCUUUCUACGACAAUUUUCCCGAACUAGGCUCUCCAGACGCACCCAAAGAUCAACUAACAAAUCCUCCGGCAGUCCCUACCUUGACGACGAAUUCAAAGUCACCUCCAUCUUCCUCGUGCAGCCAAAGCUCCACCUCCAGCUUCUCAUGCUCGGCAGAAACGAAACAGACGACGACAACAGCAACAACGAGUCUUGUCAUUAACAACAACACUUCAGGCGGGUUGUUGAAAAGGGCAAGAAGCGAUGCAGAAUUACUCAACGCCGGCGGAGAUGAGAUGGAAACGAAGUUCCUCUUAAGAUGCCACAGCCAGAAACUGCUCCGCGAGCUUCCCAGCCAAGGAGGGACACCAACAAUGACGGUUUUCAAAGUAAAAGCGACGUUUAGAGAAGUGAAGAUCCGAUUUAGUAUGCAUCAGAAUUGGGGGUUUAUGGAUCUGCAAAGGGAGAUUGCUAGACGGUUCAACCUGGAGGAUGUGUCCGUUAAGUACUUGGACGAUGAUUCUGAGUGGGUUCUUCUGACGUGCGACGAGGAUCUUGAGGAAUGCGUGGAUAUACAUAAAUGUUCGAAGAAUCGGACGAUUAAACUCUCCGUUCAAGAAGGGUUCAACCCGAAUAAUGGAAGUUCAUUUGGUGGCAUCUCUUCUUUGUGAGAACCAUGCAUGACUUCUUCCUUGAAAAGUAAAAUUAGAGAUAAUGUGUAAUUGACUUCUCUUUUCAAAGAAAUCUGAUCCACUCUUUAAAUAGGAUCAGAAGAUGCUUUGUGAAACUCUUCAUAAGAUAGAUGGGGUGUGACAAUUGUUUUAAGUUUCAUGUGAAUCAAUGUUUUCUUUAGU